AUGGCUACAAAGGAGUUGGGUGAUCUUGUUAAGGGAGCGAAAGAAGGACUUAGAUGGUUGGCUUGGGAUUUCUACGACGUACUUUCGCUUGGAGCCAUAUAUCAUUAUGGUAUAGGUACAAGCAUAAGCCUCGUUUCUCUUUGGUCAAAUAAACGUAAUUUUUGGAUAGCCAAAGCCUUUCCACUACAACGCACUGUGACUUUUGAAGAAAAUGCGCAGAAAGUUGGAUUGGACGUCAACGAGGUUGAGCCAGAAGUAGUAGCACAUACAGUUGCUAGUAAGAUGUUAGCAGAAGAUCAGUCGAUGAUGGACUGGGUUGGAGUUUGUGUGGAGGAAGUUUGGCCGGGUGCAGAAAGAACAAUAGAGGCCCUCACACAGUAUCCUUCAGCCUCCGAGCUCACUCAGACAGGCUUUUGUCUCGCCAACGGAACUACUAAUAGCGGCAAAGGCUACGAAGUAUCUCACCUGAUCGACAAUUAUGACUGGGCUUCCUUCAACUCUCAUUCCGGUACCAUCGUGGAUCUCGGCGGUUCUCAUGGUUUCGUCUGCAUAGAAUUAGCCAGAAGAUUCUCCAACCUCAAGCUCAUUGUCCAAGAUUUGUCAAUAACAAUCGCGACUGCACCUGCGCUUGAUGCCUCCCUGUCGACCAGAAUCAUGAAUAAAUGCGCAGCAAAUAUGCCAUGUCAACACAAACCAGCAUCAAAGAAAGGAGCAAGAGUUCUUAUCGACGAUUAUUGUCUCCCCGAGGCGGGAAAAUAUUAUACAGCAGUGGAGGUAAAAGCUAUGAGGACUAUGGAUUUGAACAUGUUGUCAACUUUGAAUGCCCAAGAGAGAGGAGAAAGUGAUUGGGACGAGUUGUUCGGCGGAGUCAAGGGCUUUAGGUUUUUGGGGGUGAAGAGACCAGUUGGAUGUAGAAUGAGCUUGAUUGAGGCGGUUUGGGAAGGAGAGGAAAGUGAUGAAUAG
Sclerotinia borealis F-4128 is the source of this 963-nucleotide messenger RNA. The record is from the annotation of a GenBank genome assembly. NCBI's taxonomy places the organism in Eukaryota, Fungi, Ascomycota, Leotiomycetes, Helotiales, Sclerotiniaceae.